AUGGGAGCGUUCAGCCGGCAGAAGUUUUUCCAGGAGCUUGCUCAUGGCUGCCUGCUGCCCACAGCUCAGCAGGGCCUGGAGCAGGUAUGGCAGCUGCUGGUUAUCUGCCUGCUGUGUCGGCUUCUCUGGAUGUUGGGGCUCCCCUCUUUCCUGAAACACCUGGGCACAGUGGCGGGAGGUUUCUACACUCUCUACCUGUUCUUUGAGCUUCAUAUGAUCUGGGUGGUCCUUCUCAGCCUUCUCUGCUACCUCUUCCUCUUCCUGUGCCGCCACUCUACCAUCCGAGGCACCUUCCUCUCCAUCACUGUGCUCAUCUACCUGCUGCUGGGAGAGCUGCACAUGAUGGACACCACCAACUGGCACAAGAUGAGAGGUUCACAGAUGGUGGUUGCCAUGAAAGCCAUCUCCCUGGCCUUCGACUUGGACAGAGGUGUCGUGACCAGUGUACCCUCACCCAUCGAGUUCAUGGGCUACAUUUACUUUGUGGGCACAGUCAUCUUUGGUCCCUGGAUCAGCUUCAACAGCUACAAAGAAGCUUUAGAAGGACGCAAGCUAAGCUUUUCAUGGCUUUUUAAAGUGUCUGUUAGCUGGGUGAAGAGCCAGGUCUGCCUUGUUAUUUCCAACUGUGUUGCACCCUACCUCUUCCCUUAUUUCAUACCCGUCUAUGGAGACAAGCUGCUACGAAGCAAAAAGAGGAGGAAGAUCAGAGGUACGCCAGCAAAGUGGUUGCUGGCCUACGAGAACGCAAUGUCUUUCCACUUCAGCAAUUACUUUGUGGGCUAUUUGAGCGAGACCACCACCACUCUGGCUGGGGCAGGCUUCACCGAGGAGAAAGACAACCUCAAAUGGGACAUGAUGGUAUCCAAGCCUCUGAAUAUCGAGUUCCCCCGGUCGAUGGUGGAGGUGGUGACGUCGUGGAAUCUGCCCAUGUCUUGCUUUCUGCACACCUAUGUUUUUAAGAGUGCUCUCAAAUUUGGGACGUUCUCUGCCGUCAUGGUGACAUAUACGGCCAGCGCCCUCCUGCAUGGUUUGAGUUUUCAUCUGGGUGCAGUGCUAAUAUCUCUUGGGUUCAUCACGUACAUUGAGCACGUGUUGCGGAAGAGGCUUGCAGCCAUUUUUAAUGCCUGUGUGCUGUCAAAGAAAUGUCAGCCAAACUGCACUCACAGGAACAAAAAGGGGCUAUGGGUGUAUGUGAUUAACAUAGCAUUCAGCGCAUUGGCAAUACUCCACCUGACGUACCUGGGCUCUGUGUUCAACUCCAGUGUGGACUACAUGGAGGAGGAUGAGGACGAUAUAACGCAUCAUACCAUUCAGAAGUGGUCAGAGCUGAGCUGGACGAGCCACUGGGUCACAUUCGGAUGCUGGAUAUUGUACCGCCUCAUUCUCUAA
Chelmon rostratus (copperband butterflyfish) is the source of this 1389-nucleotide messenger RNA. RefSeq names its product protein-serine O-palmitoleoyltransferase porcupine-like. The transcript is spliced from 14 exons. Gene Ontology annotation, molecular function: palmitoleoyltransferase activity; Wnt-protein binding. Gene Ontology annotation, cellular component: endoplasmic reticulum; membrane. Gene Ontology annotation, biological process: lipid modification; Wnt protein secretion; canonical Wnt signaling pathway. The record is from RefSeq and is a predicted model, not a curated record. Bases 1 to 1389 code for a protein of 462 amino acids. Lineage: Eukaryota; Metazoa; Chordata; Actinopteri; Chaetodontiformes; Chaetodontidae.